AUGUCUUGCACGACCGACGAAAUCUUAAUCCACUCUAAUAUCAAGUCCCUCCUCGUCCGCGAGAGAUACUAUCGAGAUACGUCUCAAUGGCAGAAACUCCGAGACUGCUAUCACCCUGAUGCGUCGCAGACACAUAUUGAAAUUACCUGGUACCAAGGAGACAUCAAUGGCUUCGUACGCGGAUCCGCAGACAUGUCCGCCAGGGGAACCGGAGCCGUUCACACGAUCUGCCCGAUAGAAGUGCACUUGAACGGAGACAAAGAACAAGCCCUUACUGAAUCAACCGGUUCCAUUUCUAUUCGGUUUGUCUACGAGGGUCGACAGUAUGACUGCGUCUCAUACACGCGAUUCAUUUCUCGUCUACAGAUCGUGGACGGGCAGUGGAAGCUCCUGACUCUGGAGGCGAUCUAUGAUCGGGAUAAUAUCGUCCCUGUUUUGCCUGGUGCACCGGCGGAUUUUCACAUUGCUCCUGAGACGAGGGAGAGCUAUAAAUGUAUUUCUUGGCUAUUGGCCCGAAAGGGGUUCAAGAUUAAAGAGGACUUGCCUGGGGGAGAUUAUCCUGCUUCGUGUGAAAGGUUGAUGCUGGAGGGCUUUGAGUGGUUGAAUAAAUAG
Aspergillus aculeatus ATCC 16872 is the source of this 612-nucleotide messenger RNA. RefSeq lists its product as uncharacterized. The transcript has 2 exons. NCBI's taxonomy places the organism in Eukaryota, Fungi, Ascomycota, Eurotiomycetes, Eurotiales, Aspergillaceae. The record is from RefSeq and is a predicted model, not a curated record. The coding region runs from base 1 to 612 and encodes 203 amino acids.